This is a messenger RNA of Capra hircus (goat), 1350 nucleotides long. RefSeq names its product cholinergic receptor nicotinic alpha 6 subunit (gene CHRNA6). The record is from RefSeq and is a predicted model, not a curated record. Gene Ontology annotation, biological process: nervous system process; monoatomic ion transmembrane transport; chemical synaptic transmission. The coding region runs from base 1 to 1350 and encodes 449 amino acids. Gene Ontology annotation, molecular function: transmembrane signaling receptor activity; acetylcholine-gated monoatomic cation-selective channel activity. NCBI's taxonomy places the organism in Eukaryota, Metazoa, Chordata, Mammalia, Artiodactyla, Bovidae. Gene Ontology annotation, cellular component: neuron projection; postsynaptic membrane; synapse. The transcript has 5 exons.
AUGAGUGAAGCAAUCAGCAGUGGCUUGGGCGGGAGUGAGAGAUGUGUAGUGGGGAGUGGCAGUAUCCAGCUGGAAGGCUCCGUGGAUGAAGUAAACCAGAUCAUGGAAACCAACUUGUGGCUACGUCAUAUCUGGAAUGAUUAUAAACUGCGUUGGGACCCCAGGGAAUAUGACGGCAUUGAGACUCUCCGUGUUCCCGCCGAGAUGAUCUGGAAGCCCGACAUCGUUCUCUACAACAAUGCGGUCGGCAACUUCCAAGUCGAAGGCAAGACCAAAGCUCUUCUUAAAUACGAUGGCAUGAUAACCUGGACUCCACCAGCGAUUUUUAAGAGUUCCUGUCCUAUGGACAUCACGUUUUUCCCUUUUGACCACCAAAAUUGUUCCCUGAAAUUUGGUUCCUGGACUUACGACAAAGCUGAAAUUGACCUUCUAAUCAUUGGCUCUAAAGUGGACAUGAAUGAGUUUUGGGAGAACAGUGAGUGGGAAAUUGUCGACGCUUCUGGCUACAAGCAUGACAUCAAGUACAACUGUUGUGAAGAGAUAUACACAGACAUCACCUACUCCUUCUAUAUCAGGAGGCUCCCGAUGUUUUACACCAUUAAUCUGAUCAUCCCCUGCCUCUUUAUUUCAUUCCUCACUGUGCUGGUCUUCUACCUCCCUUCUGACUGUGGUGAAAAGGUGACGCUUUGCAUUUCAGUGCUGCUUUCUCUGACUGUGUUUUUGCUGGUGAUCACAGAAACCAUCCCGUCCACGUCUCUCGUGAUCCCCCUGGUGGGCGAAUACCUGCUGUUCACCAUGAUCUUUGUCACCCUGUCCAUCGUGGUGACGGUGUUUGUGCUGAACAUUCACUAUCGCACCCCGACCACUCACAACAUGCCCACGUGGGUGAAGGCGGUCUUCCUCCGGCUGUUACCCCAGAUCCUGAUGAUGAAGAGGCCUCUGGACAAGAUGAAGAAGGCCGGAGCUGAUAGAAACCCCAAAGGAGUCUCCAGUAGGCCUGCCAAAGUCAAGUUUGAGCACCACAAAGAGCCCAGACUUCUUAAAGAAUGCUGCCACUGUCACAGAUCCGGUGGACCUGCCACCAGCAAGAGAAGAUCAAGUCAUCAGCCUUUACAGUGGACGGCUGAAAAUUCGGAGCUCUCGCCUGAAGUCGAAGACGUCAUCGAUAGUGUUCACUUCAUAGCGGAAAACAUGAAGAACCAAAAUGAAACGAAGGAGGUAGAGGACGACUGGAAGUACGUGGCCAUGGUGGUGGACAGGGUGUUCCUGUGGGUGUUUAUAAUCGUCUGUGUCUUUGGAACUGCAGGGCUGUUUCUCCAGCCGCUCCUGGGGAACACAGGGCAUUCGUAA